Molecule: messenger RNA, 1272 nt
Organism: Boeremia exigua
Lineage: Eukaryota; Fungi; Ascomycota; Dothideomycetes; Pleosporales; Didymellaceae
Product: thiolase-like protein
Exons: 2
Coding region: 1-1272 (423 amino acids)
Biological process (GO): polyketide biosynthetic process
Molecular function (GO): acyltransferase activity, transferring groups other than amino-acyl groups
Source: RefSeq, a predicted model, not a curated record
AUGGCAGUCGACCAGGGGAAUUCUGUGUACAUCACAGGUCUGGCUCAUGAGUACCCUCCUCAUUCACAGACACAAGAGCAGUUCGCAGCUCUCAUCACGCGGUUGGUUCCUGCGCACAUCACAUCGCCAGGGUUCCAGAGGUUAUUACAUAUAAGUCGCAACACAAGAAUCAUCUCCCGCCCAACAAUAUUCGACUACAGCACAUGGACCAAGGAUGAUGCAACACCUCCAACUAUCGACGAGCUGUCCCAAGUUUUUCGAACAACGGGUGUGGACCUCACCGUAGCAGCAUGCAAUAAAGCAAUGGAGGAGGCACGCGUUGCGACCGGAGACAUUACACAUGUUGUGGCAGUCACCUGUACCGAUCAAGGUAGCCCAGGAUAUGACCUCUUCGUCAACCAGAAGCUCCAGCUACCUUCCAGUGUGCAAAGAACACUGAUAAACGGUGUCGGCUGUGCUGGCGGUCUCUCUGCUCUAAGAGAGGCUGCAAAUCUUGCUGCAGCCGCGUCGUCAAGAUCAAAACCAGCUCGAAUUUUGGUCUUCGCAACUGAGCUCUGCAGUCUGUUCUUGAGAGCAGAGCUGCAGGCUGCUUGCAAAGACAACGAGAAUCUACACAUCGCCCCAGCUCUGUUCUCAGAUGGUUCGGCGGCGUUGGUAGUUUGCAACGGACUAGCCAUGACGAACGAGCAGAAACCGGUGUACGAGCUGCAGGAGUGGGCCAGUGCACUGAUUCCUGGUACGGAAGAUCACAUGUCGUAUUCCGUUAGCCCGACUGGCAUGAUAGCUACCAUUACCAAGGAGGUGCCAAAAGCCACAGUCGGUGCUAUAAGCCGCAUGUUUGACCAGAUCUGCAAAUCGGACAAUGGACCCCUCGACUCAACGACUUUCGAUUGGGCUGUGCAUCCGGGCGGUCUCUCGAUCCUUAAAGGCGCGCAGCAGGCAAUGAAUCUCACCGACGAGCACAUUCGAGCAUCCCUCGAUGUGUACCAGAAGAACGGAAAUUCUUCAAGUCCAACAGUCCUCAUCGUCCUGGAUGAGUUGAGGAGAAUGGGGAAAGGGCGAGAUGAUGUAGUAGCCACCAGCUUUGGGCCUGGUUUAAUGAUUGAGAUGUUCCGCAUGAGGCGGUGUCGAGAUGUUGAAUCUCGGCAGGCUUUGAGUCCAGGUGUACUGGCUAAAGCUCAUAGACUGGGGAUGUCGGUGGUCUCGAGGCUUACGAGAUCUGGCAAGAGGACCCUGGCAGUACAUAGAUUGAAGGCCAGUAAAGCAGCCUAG